AUUAUUGUUACAUCAAUGUAAUAUUCCAAAAAAAUAAUAUUAUAGAUUUGUACGUGUUUUCGCGCGUUAUCGUAGAUAUAUUUUUUUUCUCCACUGUUUGAGAACCAAUUGCGUAGUGACUCCCACUUUGAGUACUGACGACAACAACGACACUACUUGCCGUUAUCACUCACGUCCCGCGUGAUUCACGCAAAACAGUGAUAACAUGACCAUGAUAAUUUGCCGGGGCUACAAGCGAGGUGACGUUUAUAAGACAGGAAGACACGGGCCACACGGCUAAAACCAAAAUACGGCAGCGUCGUUGACUUGUUUUGUUUCGAUUCGAUUUCAUACGCAAUGUCUACAAAAAGUUACAUUUUAGACAACGGUGCAUACACAGCCAAAGUCGGUCACACAGACGACGAUGCGCCCAAAAUAAUACCCAAUUACAUUAUGAAGGCCAAAAGCGAACGGCGGAGGACAUUUAUCGGUGAUCAACUUUCUGAGUGCCGAGACAAAUCUGGAUUGUAUUUUAUGUUGGGCUUUCAAAAGGGUUACCUGUUAAACUGGGAUAUUCAGAAAACAGUAUGGGACUAUAUAUUUAGUAAAGAUUGUUGCAAAGCAAACUUUUUUGAAAUGCCACUAAUCGUAACUGAACCAUACUUCAAUUUUAGUUCUAUUCAAGAAGGAAUGACAGAAAUGUUUUUUGAAGAAUAUGAGUUUCAAGCUUUAUUAAGAACUAAUGCUGGAAAUUUAUCUUGUUACCAUUAUCACCACGAUAAACCAACUGCAAAAUGUUGCUUGGUUGUUGAAUCUGGCUAUAGUUUUACACAUAUUGUCCCUUAUAUUUUACAAAAGAAAUUCAAGCCUGGAAUAUUACGUGUCAAUGUUGGUGGCAAAAUUCUAACUAAUCAUUUGAAAGAAGUGAUAUCAUACAGACAGUUACAUGUUAUGGAAGAAACAUAUGUGAUGAAUCAGUGCAAAGAAGACUUGUGUUUUAUGUCUACAGAUUUUGAUCGAGAUCAUAAAAUUGCAAAAAUGAAAUGGCCUAAAAAUACUAUUGUCAGAGACUAUGUUUUACCAGAUUACACGACUGUAAAUAGAGGACUUAUAAGAACAUUAGAUGAGACUUCUGCCAGCAGAACUAUAGAUAAAGAUCAGCAAGUUUUACGAAUGAACAAUGAACGUUUUACAAUACCAGAAAUUUUAUUCCAUCCAAAUGAUAUUGGGAUACCACAAAUGGGCAUAUCAGAAGCAAUUGUUCUCAGUAUUAACUUAUGUCCAGAAGAGACUAGACCUCAUCUAUACAACAAUAUCAUUGUUACUGGUGGUAACGGUUGUUUUCCUGGUUUUGAAGAACGUCUUUCUAAAGAAGUGCGGGCUCUUGCUCCUGAUGAAUUUGAUGUUUCAGUGACUGUUCCUGAAAAUCCCGUUACAUAUGCUUGGCACGGAGGAAAUUUACUAAGUAAAGAUCCAGAUUUUUUUUCGCUUGUGGUUACUAAAGAAGAAUACGAUGAAGAAGGAUUUUCUGCAUGCCAUCGAUUUGAUGUUUAAAAUACAUAAGACUGAAAAUAUAAUUAUUAUUUAUUACUUAUAAAUAUUAUGACUUUAGUUUUAUUUUCUAUGAAAUAAAAUGUAUGAAAAUACCAAUAAAAUUAUAUUUUGUAUACAAAU
Messenger RNA from Rhopalosiphum maidis (corn leaf aphid), 1653 nucleotides. It is a transcript of the gene Arp6, whose product is annotated as actin-related protein 6. The coding region runs from base 337 to 1533 and encodes 398 amino acids. Lineage: Eukaryota; Metazoa; Arthropoda; Insecta; Hemiptera; Aphididae. Gene Ontology annotation, cellular component: Swr1 complex. The transcript has 6 exons. Gene Ontology annotation, molecular function: nucleosome binding. The record is from RefSeq and is a predicted model, not a curated record.